Molecule: messenger RNA, 10488 nt
Organism: Apis laboriosa (Himalayan honeybee)
Lineage: Eukaryota; Metazoa; Arthropoda; Insecta; Hymenoptera; Apidae
Gene: Ppn
Product: papilin
Exons: 36
Coding region: 76-8694 (2872 amino acids)
Biological process (GO): extracellular matrix organization
Cellular component (GO): extracellular matrix; extracellular region
Molecular function (GO): metalloendopeptidase activity; serine-type endopeptidase inhibitor activity
Source: RefSeq, a predicted model, not a curated record
CGUGAAUUAACGGGAUAAGAGAGGAGGUUUUUUUUUUCGAGGAUUCCCGCGGGACGGGGAAUUUCGCCAUCCGUCAUGACGCGCCAUCGAUGCACAUGGUCGUCGGUGCUUCUUAUAUUUAUUAUAGGAUUAUGCCUGCACGACGUUCUUGCGAAACACCAUCACAUAAAAUUGAGGCACGAAAGACAUCGCCGACAACAUGGGGAGAGCUAUCUGCCAAGCAGUUUUGUGCUGGACACGGACGAGGCUGAACGAGGAACUUGGGGGCCCUGGUCGUCGGCCAGCUCCUGUUCCAGGUCGUGUGGUGGUGGUGUCGCCCAUCAGACCAGGCAGUGUCUCGACAUCGACGACAAUGGGUACAGCAGGUGCACCGGUGCAUCGAGGCGAUUCUUCUCCUGCAACAUUCAGGAAUGUCCAGGCGAGGCGAAGGACUUCCGCGCGGAGCAGUGCGCGGAAUUUAACAGCGUGCCAUUCGAGGGAAUUUACUACGAUUGGAUUCCGUACACGGGCGGGCCGAACAAGUGCGAAUUGAAUUGCAUGCCACGAGGCGAGCGUUUCUUCUACAGACACAAGCUGAUGGUGAUAGACGGGACGCCAUGCGAGGUGGAGAAGAACGACGUCUGUGUCGGAGGCAAAUGCAUGCCUGUUGGAUGUGACAUGAUGCUUGGAAGCGAGGUGAAGGAGGAUGCUUGCAGGGAAUGUGGAGGAGAUGGGUCUAAUUGUAAUACCGUUUCCGGUUUGUUUGAUACGGAUGAUCUUCAAGCGGGAUACAUCGAUAUCAUAUUGAUUCCCAAAGGAGCAACGAACGUUGUGAUAAAGGAGAUCGAACCCUCGAACAAUUAUUUAGCUAUUAGAAACACUUCGGGCCAUUAUUAUCUAAAUGGAAACUGGAGGAUAGAUUUCCCGCGAAGCUUGAAAUUCGCCGGGACUAUAUUCCAUUAUUCGAGAGAUCCGCAAGGUUUCUCAGCACCCGAUACCAUUACCGCCUUGGGACCGACGAAUGAGUCAAUUUACGUGGUGCUCCUUUAUCAAGAUCACAACGUUGGGGUUCACUACGAGUAUAGCGUGCCGAAGAGGGUUUCCCAGCAAACAGACGCGGAUAGUUAUACGUGGAUAACCGACGAAUUUUCCAGCUGUAGCGCGACUUGCGGUGGAGGUUAUCAAUCGAGACGCGUGGCCUGCGUACGAAGAAGGGAUAACCAACCGGUGGAUGAGAGCCUUUGCGAUCCGCAGUUGGAACCAGCUGACACAGAGGCAUGUAACGUGGACCCGUGUCCACCUGUGUGGGUGGAGGGCGAAUGGGGCCCCUGCAACAAGCACUGCGGCAAAGGAGGUGAGCAGAGCAGAGAGAUCAAAUGCGAGCAGGUCAUCUCCGGUGGAAUUCCCACAUUGGUGGACGAUAGUCAGUGUUUGGAGAAGGUAGGACCAAAAGGUCCGACCAAUCAGGAAUGUAACAAGGAUGUACCGUGCCCGCAAUUCCAUGUGGGACCCUGGAAACCGUGUGAUCAUUUGUGCGGACCGGGCAAGCAAACCAGAAGAGUGACGUGUUACACGAAGGUGGACGGGAAGAUUCAAGUGCUGGAGGAUCAGGCAUGCGAGGGAGACGUUCCAGAGCGUGAGAAACCUUGCGAAUUGAGACCUUGCGCCGGCCUCGACUGGGUCACGUCGGAUUGGAGUGGAUGCGACGACAAAUGUGGACUUAGCCAAGAAACCAGGACCACAUACUGCGCCACUCAAGAUGGAACCGUUUAUCCGGAUGAAAAAUGCAACGUCGAAAAGCCUGAAUUGACGCGAGAUUGCGAGAGUAAAAAGGAAUGCGAGGUUCUCUGGUUCGCUUCUCAAUGGAGCGACUGUUCAGCGAAAUGUGGGUCAGGUGUGCAGACACGCAAGGUGUUCUGUGGUACGUUCGAAGGUGAAACGGUGACGAAAGUGCCAGACGAAAAAUGCGACCUGGCCAAGAGAUUCAACGACACGAAAAAUUGCACAGCCGAAGAGGAGUGCAAAGGAGAAUGGUUUGCUGGCCCAUGGAGCAAGUGUUCGAAACCAUGCGGCGGUGGCACGAUGAACCGCAAGGUGAUUUGCAUGAAGGCCAACAUGACAGUGCCAAACUGUGGCAUCAACACGAUUAUAUUCUCCGUAGAAAAUUGCAACAAUCAACCAUGCGAAUCAGAUGAAGUGAUACCAGUGCAACCAGAUAAGAUCAAAGAUCUUACCGAGGAGGAUGAUGAAUGUGAAGUGUAUGAGGAUGAAGACUUUGUGACUGUCUCAUCUAGUCUUGCACUUAGCGAUAAAUCCAGCAAAAUGUCAGAUCUCACCGAGGCAACUCCCCUAAGUUCACCAAACACAGACGAUUCUACUGGAAACGAUAUGGACGAUUUAAUGCUUAACGAUGAUGGUGCCACUCGAGGCGAUAUAUCUCCUAGAGAAAUGGAAAAUGGUGAAGGAAGCGGAACAGAUUUCACCGAUACAUUCUUCUAUACUUAUACAUCGGAAUUCGAAUCAACAUUCGAAGGAAGUGGAACCAGUGAAAUCACAGAAGAAAACGAAUUGUUUACGACAGAAUCUGGAAUCACGGAAACUGAUGUUACCGAGGAGACUGUCGAGGGAUCCACCAUGGAUUCCACUGAUGAAUCGUCUGUGGAAUCGAUGACGCAAGAAAGUCUGGCAUCUGGACAAACAGAUAUAACAACCGAAUCAGGCGCAACCGAAGCAACAACAGUUUCUUCUGAGAGCGGAGCAACUGAAGCCACAUCAAUGACAGAAUCUAUGGAGACUGAAGAUACUGGACCGUCAGAAUCCACUGAAUCAGGUCCAACAACCUUUUCAUCGGAAAUUGAAAGCACAGUUACGGAACAAGAGAUGACUGAAGAAUCUGUAUCAACAGAUAUAAAACCUGAUGACACAGAUAAGACUACAGAAACAAGUGCCACUGAGGAAACUACUGAAUCAGGAUCCACAGAACCAACAAUUUCGACAGAAUCAAAAGCGACAGAAGAAAGUACAGAAUCUGGAGUUACAACAGAAUCUGGAGUCACAACAGAAUCUGGAGCCAUAGCAGAAUCUGAAGCUACAACAGAAUUUGGAGCUACAACAGAAUCUGGAACUACAAUAGAAUCUGGAGCUACAACAGAAUCUGGAGCUACAACAGAAUCUGGAGCUACAACAGAAUCUGCAGCUACAACAGAAUCUGCAGCUACAACAGAAUCUGAAAUUACAACAGAAUCUGGAGCUACAACAGAAUCUAUGUCAACUGAAGUUACAGAGUCAACAGAAUCUGAAGCUACAACAGAAUCUGAAGGUACAACAGAAUCUAGAGCCACAACAGAAUUUGAAGGUACAACAGAACCUGGAGUCACUACAGAAUCUGGAGCAACAACUGAAUCAGUAUCAACGGAAGUUACUGAAUCAACGGAAUCUGGAGCGACAACUACAGAAUCUGGUCCGACAGAAACUACUGUAUCUGGUGAAACUACUGAAUCUGGUGCAACAACGACAGAAGGAACGACGAUUUCUGGCGAGACUACUGAAUCGGCUGAAACUACAGAGUCUGGUACAACUGAGAGUGGUGAAACAACUGUUUCUGGAGUGACAGAGUCAACCGUUUCCGGAUUGACACCGGUUACUGAUGAAGAAGAGAUCGAAGUAACUGAGAAAACACACGUAACUGAAUUCUGGACAACACUCGCUCCGGAAGAAGUCACACGCAAACAUCGCGUUUGCAAGGUGCCUAAGAAGAAAAAGACCUGCAAAACCAUGCCGUUUGGUUGCUGUUACGAUGGAAUUACUGCAGCGCUAGGACCAUUCGGCCAAGGAUGUCCUAUGGCUCAGACUUGCAAUGAGACUAAACACGGUUGCUGUCCUGAUGGAGUAUCACCAGCUAUUGGUCCAGAGAACAAAGGCUGUCCUGAAUCUCUCUGCGAUGAAACAUUGUUCGGUUGUUGUCCAGAUGGAAUUACCGCUGCUGAAGGCAAUGAUUUCGAAGGAUGCAAGAAACUUUGCAACGAGACAGAAUUUGGAUGCUGUCCGGAUAACGAGACACCCGCUAGUGGAGAAAAUAACAUGGGAUGUUGCAAUAACACUAAAUUCGGUUGUUGUCCUGAUGGAAUAAAACCUGCUUCUGGACCGGACAGUGAAGGUUGCGAGGAGGAGAUCACUUCUAUCACUCCACUUACUGAAGAAUAUGAAACAACUACUGUGCAGGAAGAUUGUUCGAAUUCCACCUAUGGAUGUUGUCCGGAUGGUAUUUCCACUGCAAUUGGCGCCAAUUUUGAGGGAUGUGGUAUUAUUAAUGCGGAGAACUGUACUAUAUCGUACUUUGGAUGUUGUCCCGAUGGAGUAUCACCAGCUCUUGGGCCCAAUAAUUAUGGAUGCCAUAUGCCCUGUGAGAAUAGCAGUUAUGGUUGCUGUGAAGAUGGUGUUACUCCUGCACAUGGUCCCAAUAGAGAGGGUUGUUGUCUAUCAACACAAUACAAAUGUUGUCCGGAUAACAUACUUCCUGCUCGUGGUCCUGAUUUCUAUGGCUGUGGAUGUCAAUACAUGAGAUUCGGGUGUUGUCCCGAUAAUAGUACCGCUGCUCGUGGACCGAAUAACGAGGGUUGCGGAUGCAAAUACACGCCCCAUGGUUGCUGUCCAAAUCGUUUUACGCCAGCCACAGGACCGAAUUACGAUGGUUGUCCAUGUUACACAUAUCAAUUUGGUUGUUGUUCCGAUGGUGUCACCAUUGCAAAAGGACCCCAUGGACAAGGCUGCGGUUGCGAGAAUACGGAAUUCAAAUGCUGCUCAGAUGGAAGAACACCAGCAAAGGGCCCGAACUUUGCCGGAUGCACUUGCGAUGCCUCCAAAUAUGGAUGUUGUCCUGAUGGCGUGGAAGAAGCUCAAGGAGAGAAUUUCGAGGGAUGUCUCUCAGUUCCAUCCACUCCUGGAGCGGCUUGCGCAUUGGAAAGAGAUAGAGGACCAUGUCGAGACUUCACUGUUAAAUGGUAUUUUGACACAGAAUAUGGUGGAUGCUCAAGAUUUUGGUAUGGAGGCUGCGAAGGUAACGACAAUCGAUUCAAGACUCAGGAAGAAUGCAAGGAAGUGUGUGUGCAGCCUAAAGGAAAAGAUGCCUGUUUCUUACCAAAGAUUUCUGGGCCUUGUGAAGGCUAUUUCCCUACAUGGUAUUACGAUUCUGGCAGAAAGCAGUGUGGUCAGUUUGUCUAUGGUGGAUGCCUUGGUAAUGCGAAUAAAUUUAAAACCAGAGAAGAAUGCGAGGAACUUUGUGUCACUCCUGAUGAUCUGGAUCCUUGCGACCAAACGAAAGAAUCAGGUCCCUGCGAGGGCAACUUUACCAGGUGGUACUUCAAUGCAGAAUCACAAGGUUGCGAGCAAUUCCUGUACGGUGGAUGCAAAGGAAAUGAUAAUAACUUCCCAACGGAAAUCGCUUGUCAUCAACAAUGCUUGCAACCAGGAAGGAGACGAGUAAAACUGACAGACGUAUGCCGCUUGGAGAAAGAUCCCGGCCCUUGUCCGGGCUCUGUGUUACGCUGGUAUUAUGACGCCGGGCGUCAGACGUGUAACCAAUUUGUUUACGGCGGUUGUAAAGGCAAUACGAAUAGAUUCCAUACGCGUGCUGCCUGUGAGCAGCGCUGCCCUGUAAAAGAUAGUUGCUUGCUGCCGCGAGCCGAAGGUAAUUGUGGUGAGAAGCAAUCUCGAUGGUACUUUGAUCAAUCGGAGAAUCGGUGCAUGCCAUUCUAUUAUACUGGUUGCGGUGGGAAUAAAAAUAAUUUCGAAUCUAGGGACGCAUGCGAAUCUGAUUGCCCGGCUAAAGUUGAGCAAGAUACCUGUCUCUUGCCCGCACUUUUGGGAGAAUGCCACAACUAUACUCAACGAUGGUACUACGAUUCCUACGAACAGCAAUGUAGACAAUUCUAUUAUGGUGGUUGCGGUGGAAACGAAAAUAAUUUUGUCACCGAACAAGAUUGCAUUAACAGAUGUCAGACUACGAUUACUACCCCUGCGCCAGUAAGAGAAAUCGAAUUUAAACCAGAAUUCUGCUUCCUUCCGGAUUCUCAUGGUCCGUGUUCUGAUGAACAAAUCAAAUGGUUUUAUGACAGUAGAGAAGGUGUUUGCAAGCAGUUCAGAUAUGGGGGCUGCCAAAGCAAUGGAAAUAACUUUAAUAGUCGCGAAGAAUGCGAAUAUAGAUGUGGAGACGUUCAAGAUGCUUGCAGUCUGCCCAAAGUUGUUGGUCCCUGUAGCGGUUUUGUCAAACAAUACUAUUAUGAUUACCGAGCAGAUUCUUGUUACGAAUUUGAAUAUAGUGGUUGUCAGGGUAACAAGAAUCGCUUUCAGGAUAAAGAAUCCUGCGAAAAAAGAUGCCAGAAACAAGUUGUUCAAACGGAAACAACGCCAAAUGUUACUGUUACACUUGCUCCAUCACUUGAAACUGUUUCGAAAAGCCCGAUUUGUUAUACUCCUGUUGAUCCUGGUUCUUGCAAUAGUGAUAUCACAGCUUUUUAUUACGAUUCACACAAUCAGAUGUGUCAAGCAUUUCUUUAUGGCGGUUGUGAAGGAAAUGCGAAUAGAUUCCAAACAGAAGAACAGUGUGAACGUCUUUGCGGAAAGUUUCAUGGACAAGAUACGUGUAACUUACCGCCGGAUUCUGGUGAAUGCCGAGGUUACUUCCAAAAAUAUUACUAUGACUCGGUCAACCGCAUAUGUCGCGAAUUUUCAUACGGUGGAUGCGAAGGUAAUGCGAACAGGUUUAGUUCAAUGGCUGAAUGUGAAUCUGUUUGCAUUCAUCAUGAGGAACCCGUGUUUCCUGGAAACGACAGCCUUUCAAGCUUGUCAAGUUGUAAAGAACCAGUUGAUGUUGGGUCUUGCACUUCUGGUGCUACCAAACGAUUCUAUUUCGACGAUGAAGAACAAACCUGUCGAGCGUUUAUUUAUACUGGAUGCGGUGGAAAUCGUAACAGAUUCAAGACCUUUGAGUCUUGUAUUAGUACUUGCCUUAGCACUACUAACGAGAUCGACGUAGAUUCCGGAAAGGAUACAAAGGAUCCUUGCACCGAAGCACGCGAAGAAUGUCAGACUAUCCGUUGCCCGUAUGGCAAAGAGGCGUUCGUGGACUCUCAGGAUUGCGAACGAUGUCGUUGCGUUGAUCCUUGUAGAACACAAAUUUGUCCCGAUAACACAAAAUGUGCCAUUACCUUAGUUGCUACCAAAGAUGGUACAGAAUACAAAGGAGUAUGUAGAUCAGUUAUGAAACCAGGCCGUUGUCCAAGUAUAUCGAAUAGUACUAGAUGCGAACAAGAAUGUCUCACGGAUGCAGAUUGUUCUGGAGAUAUGAAAUGUUGUAAUAAUGGUUGUGGUGCUUCUUGUCUCGAACCAGCCACCGAAGAAGUUAUAUUGACUUCUCCAAGACCGUUCGUUACUGCACCUGCAGUUGGUGCUGAAGCAGCUUCCAUCAAACAACCAGAGGAACCAAAAGUCAAUGCUCAGGAAGGUAGUUACAUAACAUUGAAGUGCAUUACUUUAGGAAAUCCAAGACCAAUGAUCACAUGGAGAAAAGGCACAACCUUGAUUGCACCUUCAGAAGCCAGACGUCGCAUAUUAUCCGAUGGCUCUCUUCAAAUUAUUAAUUUAGAUCGAUACGAUGGUGGAACUUAUGUCUGCACAGCUGACAAUGGCUUAGGCCCACCGGUAAGAGCAGAAUACCAAUUGACUGUCACAGAACCGAAAGAACUAGCUGCAGCCAUUGUCGGAGAGCCUGAUGCACGUGUGACAGUUGCCAUAAACUCUCCCAUAUCUCUGCACUGCUACGCAUGGGGUUGGCCCAGACCUUUCGUCACUUGGUGGCGAGGCGAACGCAUGUUGCCACUUGCUUCGGAGAUUUACGAACAGGAUUCUGAAUACACCCUUUUGAUUAGAACAGUCACUAUACAAACUCUAGGUGUUUAUACCUGUCAAGCAUUUAACGCAAUUGGCAGAGCUGCAUCUUGGUCGAUCACAUUGCAAGCUAUCGGUCCAGUAUAUAAUGUCAAGCCCGAGUUCGAACAAUAUAUGAAAUACCUGAUUGAUGCUCCUAGAAAAGCAGAGAAACCUACAUAUCCUUAUAGACCCGAUAGAACCCAAAUUCCUGACUAUCGUCAGAUUUAUGGAGCUAGUAAUACAACUAGACAGAGUCAAAUUUCUACGGUCAAUCCUAUUGGAUGGACUACUCCGGAGUACGGUUUGAGGUUUAGAGUGCCUGUCACAGCCAAUAUAACGAUAGGACAAAAUCAGUUCCCAGAGGGUAGUGAUGUUAAUAUCGCUUGCCAUGUCGAUGGUUAUCCGAUUCCUCGAGUAUCUUGGUAUAAGGAUAAUGAGAUAAUUCAUCCGAACAAUCGAAUUCAAAUUACUGAAGUGAACAGACUCGUAAUCAGCGAUGCGAAUCGGGAAGAUUCAGGAAGAUAUCGUUGCGAAGCGAGUAAUGAUUAUUCGUCUGCUUCUGCUAUGGUGGAUAUACAAGUUGCUGGAAUCUUCAUUCACCCGAACUGUCAAGAUAAUUCAUUCUUCGCUAAGUGCGACUUGAUCGUUAAAGCAAGGUAUUGCACACAUAAAUACUAUGCGAAGUUCUGCUGUCGAUCUUGUACCGAGGCUGGUCAACUUCCCUCCAGAGGUCCUCACUUAAAUAACUCGAAAAGAAGGCGAAGAUACAUUCUGAAGAGCCUUGUCUAAGAAUCCUUCUUCGAUUUCUUCCGGUUAGCCCGACGAACAAAGCAAAGAACAGCAGUUACGAUCAGAUAUCGGCUCUUAAUGCAUAAUUUCGAUUAUUAAUUAUAGAUAUAAAUGAAAGAAACGAUGACGAGAUUUAAAAGUGAUCAUUCGAUUCGACACAUUUGUCUGUCUUGAUGGUGUGCCGUGUAAACGUGACGUUAAUUCACUGCCAAAGCCUUAGAACGUCUAUACAUAGAUACAUUUAAUAUAUAAAUUAAGCAACAGCGAGGCGGGAGAACGUGAAGAUGAGUCGCAUAACGAGAUAAUAAUGUAAUGAUUCUUUUUUCGUUGAUGUUUUAAUUAUAUUCCUCCGUAUAUCUUUGUUUCAAAGUCGUCAUCGUCGUUGUCGUUUUAUGUAUGUAUAUACGAUCUGACGCUGGAAUCCUAGUCGAUCGAAGCCAUAUUAGGACAGAAAUGAUCGCUGUCCAUCAGAAAGCGUCUCGAGAUUGGAUACCCGAUCGAUGCUAUUUUGCUUUUCUUUUCCUUUUCCUUUCCGUUCGAAUCGCGUUUGAAUUGUUGGAUAUCUAGUUGUGAGAGUUAUACGAGAAUCAUAUGAUGAAAUAUAAUAAUUAAAAACUGGAAUAUUUGAUAAAAAUAUCGUUAAGAAAAAAAUUUAUUGAGAAGAAAAUAAAAUAGCUCUUUAAUUUAAAGUAAACUUGUUAAUUUUUAAAUUAUUAUAAAUUGUUGUGUUAUAAAAAUCUUUUGCAAUGAUGAUAUAUUUUUUUGAAUUUUAAUUAAUUGAAUUAAAUUAUCUAUGAAGAAAAGAAAUAAUCAAAUUAUUCCAGAAAUUAAGUAUGAUGGAUCCACACAAUGAUGAGAUCUAUCGAUCAAUUUGUAAAUGUAACAUGAACGAUAUAUAAAAAUUUAAUCGUGUUAGGGGAACAAAAGGAUAAGUCAAAAGUCAAUAUGUAAUUUUUCUUUUUUUUUUUUUUUUGUGUGAUCGAAACAAAAGAGAGAGGCGAUAGAGAAUGGAAGUAGGAGAGGGAACCUGUACCUAUUUGUAUGAAGUAUAUACGUAUAAGUAUGAAACGUUACGUUGUAUAAUAUAAAUAGUUUAUUAUGCAGUAUGCCAUUUAUAUACUCUAUAAUAUUGUUAUUACUUAUUCCUUAUUCGAUAUUAUUGCCAUAGCAUGAAUUAGUCCUUUGUCACGAUUGAACGAUACUUAUAUCAUAGCGACGAUUGGUAAUGUGAAGGUGCAACAUCGUGACGACGAUCUUGAUUUGUCAAAUGAAUUAUAACAAAUGAAAAAAUUAACUAGACUGGAGAUAAAAUUGAUUAGAUAAAAUAUUGAAACUUUCUAUGUUUCUAUUUUGUUUCUCUUUAUUUUUAUAAUUUUAUUCAAUUCUAUUUCGAUAAUUGUAUAAUAAGUUAACUAAAUGUUGCAAUUAUAAAAAUCUAAAAUUAUAAUUUUAGAGAAUUUUAUUUGCAAAGCUUGUUAAAAAAAAUUAACUCAUUGGAAGUUGAAUAAUAAUGUACAAGUAUUGAAUCACGAUACGCACCUUCUUUCACUAUAUUAACAUGUUGCAUUUAUAUAUUUGUUCCUGAACAUUUUAAUCGUAAUGUUAACUACAUACUGUUACUAUAUACUGUAUCAUCUAUCGUGAUUUCUUGGCAUUCGAAAAUGAGAGCAUACAUUAUAUAUUUUUUUAAUAUUAAUUUAAAACUUAUCAAAGUUUCACAAUUUUUUCAAAUAUUCAUUUUAUAUAAAAUAAUAUAUUUCUUCCUUGUUUAAUAUAUUAUUUCACAAAAAAAAU